Echinococcus granulosus is the source of this 525-nucleotide messenger RNA. Its product is annotated as Innexin unc-7. Lineage: Eukaryota; Metazoa; Platyhelminthes; Cestoda; Cyclophyllidea; Taeniidae. Bases 1 to 525 code for a protein of 174 amino acids. The record is from RefSeq and is a predicted model, not a curated record. Gene Ontology annotation, cellular component: gap junction; plasma membrane. Gene Ontology annotation, molecular function: gap junction channel activity. The transcript has a single exon.
AUGUUUUUGGAGAAGAUCUUCAUUUUCCUCUGGUUCUGGCACUGCGCCCUGGGCAUCAUAACCUUGAUCAGUUUUAUCAACUGGUUCCUUCGCAUGGGGUUCGCACGCUACCGGCUCAAAUUCAUCCGUCGUUACCUGAAAAUUAUGUGUGUAAUGAAAGACACCGAUCGAAGCGCCUCCAAGAAGUUUGUGGAGAACUUCCUACGACCAGACGGUAUCUUUCUUAUUCGCCUUAUCUCCAUGAAUGUGGGUGAUAUUAUGGCAGGCGAUCUGGCCUGUGAACUCUGGCACAUUUAUCGACACAAACGGACACAAGAUGUGGUGGUGGCAGAGGAGAUGAAAUAUAUUGAGCCAAUACCUAACUACUUGGGCCAUCCACAAGCUCCAGGGCUAAGGCAUCACCACCCUGAAAUUGGAUUUAUCACUGCCCCUGCUGCUCCUAGAAAUGCUGGUGGUGGUGCUGGGGGUGGCGGGGGUGGAAAUGGAGAGAAAGUAAUGCUCAAUGGAGAUGACAGCAUUGUCUAG